AUGUCUGCAUUUUUCAAAUUAGGAAGUGGAAGAAGAGGUCAAGCAAGUACUGAAGAAGAAGCACAACAACAAGAGAACAACAACAACAAGAAUGAUGAAUUGUAUCCAUUUAUGUUGAGGAAAGAGGCGGAGAUCUACAACAAGGGUUUGGAGCAAUGGCAACAACAGAUCUAUUAUCAUUACCAACAACAACAACCACCACCACAUGAACCACAAAAGCUAAGAUCAGAUGACGAUAACAUUGUUAAUUGUGAUGAGUGGGAUAUUAAUGAUAAUAAUAAUAGAUCAACGAGGUUGAUGAUGAUGAUGAGGCAAGGAGGAGGAGGUGGUGGUGGAAGAGGGGUGAAUUGUCAAGACUGUGGGAAUCAAGCGAAGAAGGACUGUGCACACAUGAGGUGCAGGACGUGUUGCAAGAGCCGAGGGUUUCAGUGUCAAACCCACGUCAAGAGUACUUGGGUUCCUGCUGCCAAAAGGAGAGAGAGACUACAACAACUCUCUGCUAAUUUUCAACAACAGCAGCAGCAGCAGUUAAGUCUGAGAGGACUUGGAGGAGAUCAUGAUGAUCAGACUAGUAUACAUCCCAAAAGGCACAGAGAGAUUAAUAAUCCAACUGAUUUCUCUCUAGUCUGCACUCCUUUACCCACCACCACCUCAGGGUUAGAAAUGGGUCAUUAUCCGGCAGAGGUGAAUUCUCCGGCGGUCUUUCGGUGUGUAAGAGUGAGCGGAAUGAAUGAUGCGGAGGAGCAGUAUGCGUAUCAGACGGCUGUGAACAUUUCAGGCCAUGUCUUCAAGGGAAUUCUGUAUGAUCAAGGCCCCGAAAGCAGUUACGCCGCCAACGUGGCCACGGGGGAGGGCUCCUCCGGCGGUGGUGCUCAACAAUUCAAUCUAAUCACUGCUGCUGCUGCUGCAACCACCACUAGCAACCAAGCUGUCACACUGCUUGAACCUUCUAUGUACCCAACUCCACUUGGUGCUUUCAUGGCGGGUACGCAAUUCUUUCCACCACCAAGACCUUGA
Cornus florida is the source of this 1017-nucleotide messenger RNA. Its product is annotated as protein SHI RELATED SEQUENCE 1-like. The transcript is spliced from 2 exons. Bases 1 to 1017 code for a protein of 338 amino acids. Gene Ontology annotation, cellular component: nucleus. The record is from RefSeq and is a predicted model, not a curated record. Gene Ontology annotation, biological process: positive regulation of DNA-templated transcription. NCBI's taxonomy places the organism in Eukaryota, Viridiplantae, Streptophyta, Magnoliopsida, Cornales, Cornaceae. Gene Ontology annotation, molecular function: DNA binding; DNA-binding transcription factor activity.